This is a messenger RNA of Hyposmocoma kahamanoa, 665 nucleotides long. RefSeq names its product c-Myc-binding protein. The coding region runs from base 139 to 402 and encodes 87 amino acids. Gene Ontology annotation, biological process: regulation of DNA-templated transcription. Gene Ontology annotation, molecular function: transcription coactivator activity. Lineage: Eukaryota; Metazoa; Arthropoda; Insecta; Lepidoptera; Cosmopterigidae. Gene Ontology annotation, cellular component: nucleus. The transcript is spliced from 2 exons. The record is from RefSeq and is a predicted model, not a curated record.
UGUAUGUACUGUAAAUGGUUGCGGUUUGUUGUGAUUUAAUAUCAUUUUGAAAGUGUGUUGAGGUAGAUCAUAUACCUAUUUAUUCAGAAAGCGUAUCGGAGAGAAUUUUUUAGGUAUUAUUUAAUUAGAUCACUUAGUAUGUCUUCGUAUAAGCCUAUUGACUCAAAAAGAGAAGAGUUCAGACGUUACCUGGAGAGGGCAGGUGUAAUGGACGCCUUGACGAAGGUGCUUGUCAGCCUUUAUGAAGAGCCAGAUAAACCUGAAGAUGCUUUGGAGUAUGUCCGCAAGCAUUUGGGUACAGACGGAGCUGAUGAUGAAUUGGAGGCAGCCAGAGCCCGGAUUGCAGAGCUGGAAGCCGAAAAUGCCCUUCUCAAAGGGGAAGCAGCACCCACAGAAGGAUAAACUUAGUUUCCAAUAAUAUUAAUUAAUUAGUAUUUACAAUUAAAGUUUAAUGAUCUCAUUAUCAUAAUAAUGAUCUUUAGAGUGUUCUUGUUGAUCCUGAAGAAAUAUAACAUAGUGUUAUGAUUACUGUGAGAGUAUUAUUUUUGUUAUCAGUUAAGAAUAUUACGUUUGGCAUGCCUGGAGCAUGAUUAAAAUUUUCGUUUGAUUUAUGAUGUAGUUGUUUCAUUUUAUUUUUAUUCUUGACAAAGCUGGAAUACACCUGC